AAACCUCCACCAAAGCUGGUGUUUUUUUUUUGGCACGCACAAAAGUCUUUCGUUGCAUUCGCUGCAUUCUUUCACCAAGCGCCCACGUCGUCUCACUUCCCCCGGCCCCCUCGCAGAAAACCUCUCUCUAAUCAAUCACCCAUCUAUCCCCCGCCUCCGCCGAUCGACCCUAUACGCAAUUCUCGAUGGCUCCUACAAGAGUAUCCGCCCACAGGAUAGGUUCAUUACUCUUCUGCCCCGCAUGCGGCACGCUUUUAGAUCUGCCCAAGGAUGAUCAGAAUGAGAUUGCAUGUAGUCAGUGCGGAAGGCUGGAGCCUGCUUCUUCCUAUGAAAACUUGCCGACCAAGACGUAUUCUUCGCCCAAUGCUUUCCCAAGCAGUCUGAGAUCAAAGAGGGCGUUGGUGCAGAAUAAACUUGAUGCUGGAGAGGCUGCCAAGGGAAGAGAUCCUGUUGCUCAAGAAAAAUGUCAAAAGUGUGGUCAUAUCGGGCUUAGUUACAAGGAGAUGCAGCUUCGGUCUGCAGAUGAAGGAAGUACAAUCUUUUACAAGUGUCUCAACUGUGGAGAUCAAACGUCCACCAAUAACUAGUUUUUCCAAAAAUCCCAUUGCGGGUUUGCGGGUGGCCAGACUUGCUCCAGAUUCUUUAGAAAUGACUUGUCCAUGAUUGUAGUUUUCCAUGUUAUAAUCCAUGCAUUUAUGAUAC
Messenger RNA from Cryptococcus deneoformans JEC21, 702 nucleotides. Its product is annotated as DNA-directed RNA polymerase i 13.7 kda polypeptide, putative. Gene Ontology annotation, cellular component: RNA polymerase I complex. Lineage: Eukaryota; Fungi; Basidiomycota; Tremellomycetes; Tremellales; Cryptococcaceae. The record is from RefSeq and is a predicted model, not a curated record. Gene Ontology annotation, molecular function: DNA-directed RNA polymerase activity; zinc ion binding; nucleic acid binding. Gene Ontology annotation, biological process: DNA-templated transcription; termination of RNA polymerase I transcription. Bases 186 to 587 code for a protein of 133 amino acids. The transcript is spliced from 4 exons.